GGCGCCCGGCUGACCUCGCCAUGGCGAUCGGCUGGAAUAUAGCCGCCCUCCUGAAGCUCGCUCUCAGCUGUUUCGUCGAGGUUGCCUUCUUCUGGCAACUCGUAAGUAACCCGUGUCCUCCGCAACUCCUACCCACCCUUAGCUUUUGUCCUCGUUCCUCUAUGCGGAGUAUAUAUAUAUGCUGAUGCCAUGCAGCGAUUAUAUGCAUGGUGGACUCAGAAGAGCCCUCGAGACGUGUUGAUAGAGACAUUGGCCGAGGCAAGACUAUUCGAAGAGUGGGAGGCCAGUGCUUUUCAGUUGGAUGAGGAGUUGGGAUUCGAUCUCUGGCGACAGAACCCCACGAGCAGACACUACGAUUACCGCCUUAUAUACGAACGGCUUCGAGCUAUCAUCGAAGCGCGAGAAGAGGAUGAUAUACUAGGACUUGUGAGCCUGUUACGCUCUGGUCUUGUCCGGAAUCUAGGGAAUAUCACGUCACCGCGCUUGUUCAACCGGGCGUAUGCGGGGACGAAGCUGCUUAUAGAGGACUAUGUCACCCAGGUUGCUCUGGCCAUCGAUU
Messenger RNA from Westerdykella ornata, 559 nucleotides. RefSeq lists its product as uncharacterized. The record is from RefSeq and is a predicted model, not a curated record. The transcript has 2 exons. The coding region runs from base 21 to 185 and encodes 54 amino acids. Lineage: Eukaryota; Fungi; Ascomycota; Dothideomycetes; Pleosporales; Sporormiaceae.